This is a messenger RNA of Dovyalis caffra, 996 nucleotides long. The record is from the annotation of a GenBank genome assembly. Lineage: Eukaryota; Viridiplantae; Streptophyta; Magnoliopsida; Malpighiales; Salicaceae.
AUGAAUAUGGAAGCUAGAGUUGGUGUGGUUGUUGAGGGAGGGCAGAGAGCAUUUAAUUCUGCUGCUGCCCAUGGAAGCAUUGUGGAUGCUGGUGCAAGGAAAUUCUUGCAACAACAACAUAGCAAUAAACAGCAGUCUUUUACUCCCCAACAACAUUCACAAUUAGGAACUGUCCAACAAUUGCUUGCUGGUGGCAUUGCGGGUGCUUUUGGUAAGACUUGUACGGCUCCUCUCGCUCGCAUUACCAUCCUCUUUCAGGUUCAAGAAGGGUUUAGGGCAUUUUGGAAAGGCAACCUAGUGACUAUUGCUCACCGCCUUCCUUAUUCUUCAGUCAACUUCUAUGCUUAUGAACGUUACAAGAGUUUAUUGCAAUCAUUUCUUGGUGUUGAAAAUCACAGGGGGAAUGGGGCCGCAGACCUUGCUGUGCACUUUAUAGGUGGUGGGAUGGCAGGAAUAACAGCUGCAUCUGCCACAUAUCCGCUGGAUCUUGUGAGGACGCGCUUAGCAGCACAGAGAAAUACAAUAUACUACAGAGGUGUUUGCCAUGCAUUUCAUACGAUAUGCAGAGAAGAAGGUUUCCUGGGCUUGUAUAAAGGCCUUGGAGCAACAUUACUUGGUGUUGGACCUAGUAUAGCAAUAAGCUUUUCUGUUUAUGAGUCUCUCAGAUCUUUUUGGGAGUCUAAAAGGCCCAAUGAUUCUACUGUCAUGGUUAGUCUUGCUUGUGGCAGUCUUUCAGGUAUUGCAUCGUCAACAGCAACAUUUCCCUUGGAUCUUGUGAGGAGAAGAAUGCAGCUGGAAGGGGCUGGUGGUCGAGCACGUGUCUACACAAGUGGCUUGUUUGGGACAUUUGCCCAUAUAAUCCAGACUGAAGGGUUGCGAGGCAUGUAUAGAGGAAUUCUGCCUGAGUACUACAAGGUGGUUCCUGGUGUUGGCAUUGUGUUCAUGACUUAUGAGACAUUGAAGAUGCUUCUACCGUCCAUCCCUGCCAGUUAUUAG